This is a messenger RNA of Dendrobium catenatum, 1616 nucleotides long. Its product is annotated as aldehyde dehydrogenase family 2 member C4-like. NCBI's taxonomy places the organism in Eukaryota, Viridiplantae, Streptophyta, Magnoliopsida, Asparagales, Orchidaceae. The record is from RefSeq and is a predicted model, not a curated record. Gene Ontology annotation, molecular function: aldehyde dehydrogenase (NAD+) activity. The transcript has 9 exons. Bases 1 to 1500 code for a protein of 499 amino acids.
AUGGCUACUGAGAGUAAUGGAGUUUCCAAGCUCAAGACUCCUGAAAUCAAGUUCACUAAGCUCUUCAUCAAUGGCCAGUUCAUUGAUUCUGUCUCUGGUAAGAAAUUUGAAACAAUAGAUCCUAGAACAGGAGAAGUAGCAACACAAGUAGCAGAAGGUGACAAGGAAGACGUUGACAUAGCCGUUAAGGCUUCAAGAGAAGCCUUUGACCAUGGCAAAUGGCCUCGCAUGUCUGGCUUUGAAAGAGGAAGAAUAUUGUUCAAGCUGGCCGAUUUGAUCGACCAACAUGGAGAAGAGCUCGCCAUGCUCGACUCCAUUGAUGCAGGAAAGCUACUGCACAUUACAAGAGCCUUUGACAUCCCAUUUGCAGCCAAUUGUUUCAGGUAUUAUGCUGGUGCUGCAGAUAAAAUUCAUGGUGAGACCCUCAAGUGUACAGGUGAGUUCCAGGCUUACACUCUCAAGGAGCCAGUUGGUGUGGUUGGCCACAUCAUUCCUUGGAACUUCCCAACUGUGCUUUUCGCUGCUAAGGUUGCUGCGGCGCUUGCUUCCGGAUGCACCAUGGUCGUCAAGCCGGCCGAACAAUCGCCCCUAUCAGCUUUGUAUCUUGCUCACUUGGCCAAAGAGGCUGGUAUUCCUGAUGGAGUUAUCAAUGUUAUCACUGGCUAUGGCCCAACAGCUGGAGCUGCCAUAGCUUCUCACAUGCAUGUUGAUGCUGUGAGCUUCACUGGAUCAACAGAUGUAGGGAAAUUAGUUAUGGGAGCAGCAGCAGCAAGCAAUUUAAAGAUUGUUUCAUUAGAAUUAGGAGGAAAAAAUCCAUUAAUUAUCUUCAGUGAUGCAGAUAUAGACAUGGCUGUUCAGACUGCUUGGCAGGCUGUUUUCUUUAAUCAAGGAGAAAUGUGUUUUGCAGGAUCUAGGGUUUAUGUGCAGGAAGGGAUAUAUGAUGAAUUUAUGAAGAAGGCAAUUGAAAAUGCUAAAAAUUGGGUGGUUGGAGACCCAUUUGAUCCCAAUGUUCAUCAAGGCCCUCAGGUUAAUAAGGAGCAAUUUGAUAAGGUUCUUAGAUACAUAGAGUCAGGCAAGAGAGAAGGAGCCACACUUUUAACAGGAGGAAAGGCUAUAGGUGAGAAAGGGUACUACAUUGAGCCCACAAUCUUUACUGAUGUCAAGGAGGAUAUGUUGAUUGCUAAAGAUGAAAUAUUUGGUCCAGUGAUGUCCAUCAUGAAGUUCCAGACAAUUGAGGAGGCUAUUGAGAAGGCCAACAACACCAGGUAUGGACUAGCAGCAGGAAUAGUGACCAAUGACCUGAAUAUAGCUAAUCGUGUUACGAGGUCGGUUCGUGCCGGCACGAUUUGGAUCAACUGUUACCUCAUCACUGAUAUUAAUAUUCCUUUUGGUGGGUACAAAAUGAGUGGUUUUGGGAAGGAUAGUGGGCUUCAAGGAAUGGAGAAGUAUCUCAAAGUCAAGUCUGUGAUUACUCCUAUUCAGAACUCCCCUUGGCUGUAAUUUGAUAUUUCAAAUUGUGGCAAUGUUGAUUGAGAGGAAGUCAUAUUGUAAUAGUCCAGUGUUCUACUUUGGCUUUAAGUGAUAAAAUAAUAAACGCUUUGAUUUGGGUCUUUUCA